Molecule: messenger RNA, 819 nt
Organism: Cynara cardunculus var. scolymus (artichoke)
Lineage: Eukaryota; Viridiplantae; Streptophyta; Magnoliopsida; Asterales; Asteraceae
Product: mavicyanin-like
Exons: 1
Coding region: 96-680 (194 amino acids)
Cellular component (GO): plasma membrane
Molecular function (GO): electron transfer activity
Source: RefSeq, a predicted model, not a curated record
AACCACCAUCCAUCUCAAUCCUAGAGAGAGAAAGUCUAAAACAAGAAAGUUUCUAGAGAGAGAAAAGGGGCGACCUGAUUAACACAAAAAAAAAUAUGACGGGAUCGAAGUCUAUGAUUUUGUUAGUGGUCAUGUUCAUUGCAUCUUUCCAAUUGCAUGGCAUAAUGGCACAGACUAGGCAUGUCGUUGGAAACGCCUUGGGCUGGACUAUUCCCGCAGGUGGUGCUGCAACUUAUACCACCUGGGCUUCCCAACAGACCUUCACCGUCGGUGAUACUCUGUUGUUUAACUUCACGACCGGAUUACAUAAUGUGGCGGAAGUUUCACAGGCAGCAUAUGGCCCGUGCUCGUCCACCAACACCCUCUCACUCAACCCUACCGGCCCUGCCCUCGUCACCUUGACUCGUCCUGGCAACCACUACUAUAUAUGCACUGUCGUAAGCCAUUGUCAAAUUGGUCAGAAACUGGCCAUCAAUGUCUUGUCUGCCACCUCCACCACUCCCGAGGGGACACCAUCUCUACCCGUAUCUCCACCAUCUACCAUCGCUACUCCUCCAACCCCUUUCGUGUUCUCUCCCGCCGGCAGCCCUAUUCCACCACCAACAACUAGCUCAUCGACAUCCUUCACCGCCGUGGUACCCGUCACUUUCUUGGCAGUUGCUUUAGCUUUCUUUUACUAGAUCAUUUUGAUUGAUCUUUCGAGUUUUUAUUGAGGCAUGUGAUGCAGUUUUUAAUACUAGGAAUUUAUAAAUGUUUGUGUUCAUUAUGUAUUAUAUGUUACUUUAAAUGGUUUGAAUAAAAAAUUUAUAUUUUUAUAUC